AUGAAAAUGCAGAAAAGGAGUGCAAGUGGUAACUUGGUGAAUGAUGCUGCCAUUAUUCUUAGAAAAACUGAGUACGAAGGAGUAUCGGUUUUGGUUUUUUAUCUGAACUUAAGUAAAUUGGAUUUGGUUAUUAAGAGGCGGCUAUUUAAUAUUAUAAAUGAUUUGCCAACUGUAUUUGAAGUGGUCACCAAUAUUGCAAAGAAACAAGUUAAGGAAAAAUCAUCAAGUGCAAAUGGUAGCAAAUCUAAGUCAAGUUUUAAAUUUAUUGGUUACAUAUUCUAUCUUUCAAGAAUUUUUAGAGUGAAGCUGAAAUGCAAGAAAUGUGCGCAAGGCAGUCGCAGGCAAGGAAAGAGGUAUGAAGAAGAUGAAGACGAGCACGGUGACACCUUAUGUAGGGCAUGUGGUGAGAACUGUGCUUCAAAUGAAUUUUGGAUUUGCUGUGAUAUCUAUGAGAAAUGGUUCCAUGGGAAAUUUGUUGUAUGA
This is a messenger RNA of Cucumis melo (muskmelon), 483 nucleotides long. Its product is annotated as PHD finger protein ALFIN-LIKE 5-like. NCBI's taxonomy places the organism in Eukaryota, Viridiplantae, Streptophyta, Magnoliopsida, Cucurbitales, Cucurbitaceae. Gene Ontology annotation, cellular component: nucleus. Gene Ontology annotation, biological process: regulation of DNA-templated transcription. The coding region runs from base 1 to 483 and encodes 160 amino acids. The record is from RefSeq and is a predicted model, not a curated record. Gene Ontology annotation, molecular function: transcription coregulator activity; transcription cis-regulatory region binding; histone binding. The transcript has 4 exons.